Messenger RNA from Debaryomyces hansenii CBS767, 3108 nucleotides. RefSeq names its product glycine decarboxylase subunit P (gene GCV2). The transcript has a single exon. Lineage: Eukaryota; Fungi; Ascomycota; Pichiomycetes; Serinales; Debaryomycetaceae. Gene Ontology annotation, biological process: glycine decarboxylation via glycine cleavage system. The coding region runs from base 1 to 3108 and encodes 1035 amino acids. Gene Ontology annotation, molecular function: glycine dehydrogenase (decarboxylating) activity; glycine binding; pyridoxal phosphate binding. Gene Ontology annotation, cellular component: mitochondrion; glycine cleavage complex. The record is from RefSeq and is a predicted model, not a curated record.
AUGAUUUCAAGAGUUGUUGCAAGAUCAGCUCGUGCUAAUAGAUUGUCUACAUUGACUAGAUCUGUUCCAAGGGCAUACAACUUGAAUUUGAAGCUUGCCGCUAGUAACAGAUUUUUAGCUUCCAAGGCAGAUACUUCAUCCGCUGACUAUGAGAAGGUUUAUGAUCCAAGCGCCAAAACUGUCUCUUUAGGCAAUUUGGACACCUUUGCUAGACGUCAUCUUGGUCCUACACCAGAAAAUGUCAAGACCAUGUUGUCAGCUUUGGGAUACAAGGAUUUGGACGAAUUCUUAAGUAAGGCUAUCCCAGAACAUGUUUUAUACAAGAGAGCAUUACAAAUUCAACCACAACAAGGGUUCACCGAGCUGGAAAUGUUAGAACAUUUACAUAACUUGGCCAAUAAGAACAAAAUUGUCAAGUCUUUUAUUGGUAAGGGUUAUGCUGGUACUAAGGUUCCACCAGUGAUCCAAAGAAACUUAUUGGAAUCACCAGAAUGGUAUACUUCUUAUACUCCAUACCAACCAGAAAUCUCGCAAGGUAGAUUAGAAUCAUUAUUAAACUACCAAACCAUGGUUACUUCCUUAACUGGUUUAAAUAUGGCUAAUGCUUCAUUAUUGGAUGAAGGUACCGCUGCAGGUGAAGCCAUGUCCUUAUCAUUCCACAGUUUGAAGGGCAAAAGAGGUAAAUAUGCGGUUGAUACUAACCUCCACCCUCAGACUUUAGAUGUUAUGAAAUCUAGAGCCGAAAAUAUCGGAGUAGAAAUUGUCGAAUUACCAUUAUCUACUCAAGAAGGUCUUGAAGAAUUAGAGAGGAUUGCUUCUGAUUCGUGCGGUGCCUUAGUUCAAUACCCAGGUACUGAUGGUUCGCUUAACAACUACACUAAAGUUGGUGAGAUUGUUCAUGCUCACAAGGGUCUUUUCGCCAUGGCUACUGAUUUAUUAGCUUUGACUUUAAUCAAAUCACCAGCAGAAUUUAAUGCCGACAUUGCAUUGGGUACUUCUCAAAGAUUCGGUGUUCCAUUCGGUUACGGUGGUCCACACGCUGCAUUUUUCGCAACCAACAUGAAAUACUCUCGUAAAAUUCCAGGCAGAAUUGUUGGUUUAUCAAAGGAUAGAUUAGGUAAACCUGCCUUGAGAUUAGCGUUACAAACCAGAGAACAGCAUAUUAAGCGUGAAAAGGCUACCUCUAAUAUUUGUACUGCUCAAGCUUUAUUAGCUAACAUGGCUGCCAUGUAUGCUGUUUACCAUGGACCAAAGGGAUUGAAAGACAUUGCUUCUAGAGUUUACGGUUACACUACUGUUUUAGCUAAUGAAAUCUCCAACAAUUCUCAACACGAGAUUGUCAACGAUAAAUGGUUUGAUACCUUAACUGUUAAGUUGGGUGGUGGUGUUAAGUCUGACGAAAUCUUGAACAAGGCUCUUAACGAGUAUAAUAUCAAUUUAUUCAAGGCAGGCGAAGAUAAGGUCUCCUUGUGUUUGGAUGAAACUGUCGAAGAAAAGGACUUGAUUGCAUUGGUGGAUGUUUUCACAGGCAACGAUCUGUUCAGCACAUCGUCAAUCUCAGAAUUACCAAAAUUACCAACCGAGUUAUUGAGAACCGACGAAAUCUUAGCUCAUCCAGUUUUCAACACCCAUCGUUCUGAAACUUCCAUGUUACGUUACUUGCAUUUAUUGCAAAGUAGAGAUUUAUCUUUGGCUAAUUCCAUGAUCCCAUUAGGUUCAUGUACUAUGAAAUUGAAUGCCACCGUUGAAAUGCAAACUUUAUCUAUGCCAGGUUUCAAUCAAAUACAUCCAUUUGCUCCGUUAAACCAGGCUCAAGGUUACAAGGAAUUAGUCGACGAAUUCGAAAAAGAUUUAAAUGACAUCACUGGUUUUGAUGCUACUACCAAUAUGCCAAAUUCUGGUGCUCAAGGUGAAUACACUGGUUUAUCAUUAAUCAGACAAUAUCAUAAAUCCAAGGGUGAAUACGAACAAAGAAACAUUUGUCUUAUUCCAGUUAGUGCUCACGGUACUAACCCAGCCUCUGCUGCUAUGUGUGGAUUAAAGGUUGUUCCAGUCAAGUGUUUGAAUAACGGUUCUAUUGAUGUAGAUGACUUGAAAGUGAAGGCCGAAAAGCACGCUGAAAAUCUUUGUUCUAUCAUGAUCACAUACCCAUCUACUUACGGUUUAUUCGAGCCAGGUAUCAAGACUGCAAUUGACCUUGUGCACAACAACGGUGGUUUAGUGUACUUGGAUGGUGCUAACAUGAACGCCCAAGUUGGUUUGACUUCGCCAGGUGACUUAGGUGCAGAUGUCUGUCACUUGAACAUUCACAAGACCUUUGCAUUAUCCCACGGUGGUGGUGGUCCAGGUCAAGCCCCAGUAUGUGUGAAGGAACACUUAAAGCCAUUCUUACCAAAGCAUCACUUCUUAGACACUCCUCAUUCCACUAAUGAAUCCAUCCAAGCCGUUAACUCUGCUCCAUACGGUUCUGCUUCAGUUAUCCCAGUUUCCUACUCGUACAUCAAGAUGUUGGGUGCCAAGGCCUUACCACACGUUUCGUCUAUUGCCAUGUUGAACGCUAACUACAUGUUAGAAAAGUUGAAGGACGACUACCAAAUUAUGUUCGUCGACCAUAGUGCCUCCACCGACGAGGGAUUGAAGCACUGUGCUCACGAGUUCAUCUUGGACUUGAGAGAAUUCAAGGCUGUUGGUGUUGAAGCCAUCGAUGUUGCCAAGAGAUUACAAGAUUACGGCUUCCAUGCCCCUACCAUGUCUUUCCCAGUGGCCGGUACAUUGAUGAUUGAACCAACCGAAUCUGAAAACUUGGAAGAAUUGGACAGAUUCAUCAACUCCUUAUUGUCCAUCAGAAAGGAAAUCAAUGCCAUGGCCAAUAAAGAACCAUUAGGCCAAGUAUUGAAGAAUGCUCCUCAUUCGUUGAAUGAUAUCGUCUCCACUUCCCAAGCCGACUGGGAAGCCAGAGGCUACACUAGAGAACAGGCUGCAUACCCAUUGCCCUUCUUGAAGGAAUCUAAGUGCUGGCCUUCCGUUUCCAGAGUAGACGAUACUUACGGUGACAUGAACUUGAUGUGCACUUGUCCAUCAGUUGAAGAGGUUGCCGCAGACCAAUAA